AAGACACAAAGCUGAACGUGCGUUUGGUUUCAGCCCCACGCGGAGCGCGUUCGUUUCUGCUCCAGAUUGAGCCAUGCGAGUCUUUCUACUGGACGGCGAAACUUUGUUGGAAAACCGUCGUCGGCUUCAAGAGGGCGGCAGUGCUUGCAGUGCGUUGGAGGCUCCGCUGGCGGCUCUGUUAAAGGAUGCCGACGCCAAGCUGAGCGCAGGGCCUUUCUCCGUGACUGCCAAAGCCCACGUGCCGCCCAGUGGGGAUAAGCGCGACUACUGCAGCCAGGGCAGGUACUGGUGGCCGGACCCCGCCAAGCCCGACGGAUUGCCGUACAUCCGCAGGGACGGGCAGCCCAACCCAGACCGGGCGAAGAUGGAAGACGCAGGGAGACGCAAUUCCAUGCAAAAGGCCGUGGUCACCCUGUCCCAUGCUUGGUUCUUCACGCAGCGGGAAGAAUAUGCCGCACGCGCUGCCAAGCUGCUGCGGGUUUGGUUCUUGAACCCGGAAAAACGCAUGAACCCUCAUUUGAGAUACGCCCAGGGCAUCCCCGGGCAGUGCGAGGGUCGCGGCAUCGGCAUCGUGGACUUUGCAAACCUCGUAGAGCUGGUGGACGCUGUGGGCCUGCUGUCCGGCGCAUCUGCCUGGACUGCCGAGGACCAGGAAGGACUCGUUCAGUGGUUCACCGAAUUUCUGCAGUGGCUGCAGACCAGCAAGCACGGCCAUGAGGCGGACCACAUGAAGAACAAUCAUGCGACACAGUACGAUGCACAGCUGAUCUCUUAUGCGCUGUUUGUGGAUAAGCCAGAGAUCGCGCGACAGGUUGCAGAGGCGGGGAAGCGGCGGAUUGAAACCCAGAUCCGAGCAGAUGGGACUCAGCCCCAAGAGCUGAGUCGUGCCACCAGCUGGGACUAUUGCUGCGAGAACCUUCGAAACUUUGGUCGCUUGGCAAGGCUUGCGAGCCAUGUAGAUGUGGACCUUUGGGCGUGGACCUCGAAGGGGCGGAGCAUCCCAAGAGCUGUGGACUAUUUGUUGCCCUUUGCGGCAGGAGAGGUUUGGCCUCACAAGCAGUCACAUGAUUUUCAGGCCUGGCGCCUGAAGCCGGUGCUGCUGCUGGCUCCGCAGCACUUGGGCUACGGCGCCGUGGGGUUGCGGAUGCUGCCGAAGAGCUCCGCCGAGCGGCUGCUCUGUCGUGGGAAGCCGAGCCCAGACCCGGAGCCGCUGGAGCCGGUGGCGCCCGUGGAGCCGGUGGUGGACCCAGAGGAGCCCGUGGAGCCAGAGGAGCCUUUGGACCCCGAGGAGCCGUUAGCUUCGGCAGCCGAAGAAGAAAACGGACCAGACUAGACUCAGAUCGAUCACCUGAUCGCUAGAUUUCAGGC
Messenger RNA from Effrenium voratum, 1368 nucleotides. Lineage: Eukaryota; Dinophyceae; Suessiales; Symbiodiniaceae. The record is from the annotation of a GenBank genome assembly.